Molecule: messenger RNA, 621 nt
Organism: Camellia sinensis
Lineage: Eukaryota; Viridiplantae; Streptophyta; Magnoliopsida; Ericales; Theaceae
Source: RefSeq, a predicted model, not a curated record
AUGGGGCAGAGUGGGGAGGAAGCCAUCUCGGUGACUCCAGUGACUCAGGGUGUUGGUAGGCCUUUUAAGAGGCAAAGGGGUUUAAACUCGCAGCAGGGAGGUCGGGCUAGAACUACCCUUCCAGUGUCGGAUUUGGGUUCGGGAGAAAGUAAACAGAGGGGCGUCAUUUGUUUCAGAUGUGGUCUGCUGGGCCACAAGGUUUCGGUUUGCCCACAGAGGAAGGGGGCUAGUUUGGCAGUUCGACCAGUAGUAGCACCACCAGAAUCUUCUGGUCAGACAAAUUUUGGGCCGACCGAACGCACUGUGGGGAGGCAGUUGUUGGGAUCCCCACCAGCUCAGACUUUGCACCAGUCGCUUAUCCGAGAUCCACUUGCUUGCUGGGUUUGUAAGCAGCAGGGUCAUUUUAAACGUUCCUGUACCCAGCCGGGGACUUCUUUGGGAGUUUUGCAACCGAGUCGGGUCCAGCCUUAUCCAACUGGACAGGACCAAUAUUGUCUUGGGGAGCAGUCAGGCCAGAUCUCGAGGGCCUCAGGAGAGUCGAGUUCACAAGUCCCACUUGGGGAAGUCCGCAGUUGUUCCAGGUGUGGCCAAUUGGGGCACAUUAGUAGUUCUUGUCCGUAG